Molecule: messenger RNA, 1416 nt
Organism: Elephantulus edwardii (Cape elephant shrew)
Lineage: Eukaryota; Metazoa; Chordata; Mammalia; Macroscelidea; Macroscelididae
Gene: NPEPL1
Product: aminopeptidase-like 1
Exons: 11
Coding region: 184-1416 (410 amino acids)
Biological process (GO): proteolysis
Cellular component (GO): cytoplasm
Molecular function (GO): metalloaminopeptidase activity; manganese ion binding
Source: RefSeq, a predicted model, not a curated record
UGGCAGGCCGCGCUGAACACGCUCAACCCCAACCCCACGGACAGCUGUCCCCUGUACCUCAACUGCGCCACCGUGGCCGCCCUGCCCUCGAGGGUCAGCAGACACAACAGCCCCUCCGCCGCCCACUUCGUGACCCGCCUGGUGCGCACCUGCCUGCCCGCCGGGACCCAUCGGUGUAUCCUGAUGGUCUGUGAGCGGGCCGACGUCUUCGCCUCAGCCUGCGCCCUGGCCCGGGCCUUCCCCCUGUUCUCCCACCGAUCAGGCACCGCCCGGCGAGCGGAGAAGACGGUCACAGUCGAGUUCUUCCUGGUGGGACAAGACAAUGGGCCCAUGGAGGUCUCCACGCUGCAAUGCCUGACCAGUGCCACGGAAGGAGUGCGGCUGGCAGCCCGGAUCGUGGACACGCCCUGCAAUGAGAUGAACACAGACACUUUCCUGGAGGAAAUUAAGAAAGUGGGAAAAGAGCUCGGGAUUACGCCGACCGUCAUCCGAGAUGAGGAGCUGAGGACGAGAGGAUUCGGAGGAAUCUACGGUGUUGGCAAAGCUGCUGUGCACCCACCUGCUCUGGCCGUCCUGAGCCACAUGCCAGAAGGUGCCACGCAGACCAUUGCAUGGGUUGGCAAGGGCAUUGUGUAUGACACUGGAGGCCUCAGCAUCAAGGGCAAGACCACCAUGCCCGGGAUGAAACGGGACUGUGGUGGGGCCGCUGCCAUCCUGGGAGCCUUCCGAGCCACUGUCAGACAGGGUUUCAAGGACAACCUCCAUGCUGUGUUCUGCUUGGCGGAGAAUGCCGUAGGGCCCAAUGCCACGAGGCCAGAUGACAUUCACCUGCUGUACUCAGGAAAGACUGUGGAGAUCAACAACACGGACGCCGAGGGCCGCCUGGUGCUGGCUGACGGCGUGGCCUACGCCUCUAAGGACCUGGGCGCAGACAUCAUCCUGGACAUGGCCACACUGACCGGGGCGCAGGGCAUCGCCACCGGGAAGCACCACGCUGCUGUGCUCACCAACUGCGCCGAGUGGGAGACGGCCUGCGUGACUGCUGGGCGCAAAUGCGGGGACCUGGUGCACCCCCUGGUCUACUGCCCUGAGCUACACUUCAGCGAGUUCACCUCGGCCGUUGCUGACAUGAAGAACUCCGUGGCGGACCGGGACAACAGCCCUAGCUCCUGCGCCGGCCUCUUCAUCGCUGCCCACAUCGGCUUUGACUGGCCUGGAGUCUGGGUCCACCUGGACAUUGCGGCUCCUGUACAUGCUGGAGAGCGGGCCACGGGCUUUGGGGUGGCCUUUCUGCUGGCACUCUUCGGCCAGGCCUCCGAGGACCCCCUGCUGAACCUGGUGUCCCCGCUGGGCAGUGAGACCAGCACGCAGCUGGAGGACGCUGAGCGGGAUUCCAAGAGGCGCAGGCUGGUGUGA